ACAAGAUGGAGAUUGAUGACCUCUCGAGCAACAUGGAGGGUAUCUCGAGAUCGAAGGCUAACCUGGAGAAAAUGUGUCGUACUCUUGAGGAUCAGCUAAGUGAACUGAAGACCAAGAAUGAAGAACAUGUGCGUCAGUUAAAUGAAAUUAAUGUCCAAAGAUCAAGACUGAUGACUGAAAAUGGGGAAUUUGGUCGUCAGUUGGAGGAGAAGGAGUCUCUUGUUUCACAGCUUACGAGGGGAAAAAUGGCUUAUAUUCACCAAAUUGAGGAGCUCAAAAAGCACCUUGAGGAAGAAGUUAAGGCCAAGAACGCCCUGGCUCAUGCUGUCCAGUCAGCUCGUCAU
This is a messenger RNA of Plectropomus leopardus (leopard coralgrouper), 344 nucleotides long. The record is from RefSeq and is a predicted model, not a curated record. Lineage: Eukaryota; Metazoa; Chordata; Actinopteri; Perciformes; Serranidae.